CCUUUGUCACUCGUCUUCCCUUGUCCUCGACCAGUAACGCGGAGUGUUUGGGACAAUGAAUGACAUAGUCACGUUCGAUCACCUCGAGUAGUCAGUCACUAGGGACGACGAGUCUAUAUCAGGACGACUGGCUUCCGAUUCCAGAGACCUUCGCUUCUCCAUAUCAUCAACAAGGUCUUUACCAUUCUGCAAGCGGAACCAACAAAGACAACCCUACCUCUCACGCAAACACCCACCAACACACAACACACCAGCAGCCCAGCAUGCACCUAAAUUCAUUCUUCACCACGCUCCUGCUUGGCGCGAGCUCGUUCCAGCUCAGCUCUGCCGCGACUAUCCACCGUCGGGAAUGCAAGGUCCCAACACCAGUGGACACCUCUACCUGUAGCAUCAGACCGAAGGCUUGGGGGAACCCUACUGUCAUCAAGAUCGGAGUUCCACACAGUGACGAACUAUGUGGCAAACUCGAUGCUUUGCAGCGCAAGAAGCUGCCUGCGAUAGAGCACUUUCGCUGCAAAAAGGACGGCUGCGGCUUAACCAAAAUCACGUUCAGCAUGGGGUACAGCCCCGAGAAUGUAGACUGGCUAAAUGACAGCCUGGCCAAAGUGUGGCCACAAGUCAAAUUCGUAUGCCCACGGGACCUCGAUUACGAAGAAAAGAUCUUGAAGCGCGAGUGCAAAGUCCCAAUGCCAGCUCAUACCUCAUCCUGCAAGCCUGAUAACCAGGGAUUGACUCCGGCCUGGCACAUCAAGAUCGGCGAGCCACACACUAACGAGCUCUGCGGCAAACUCGACGCACUUCAACGCACCAACUCCGGAAUCGACAAUUUCCGCUGUCGCAAAGACGGCUGCGGCUUGACUAAGAUCGACUUCAGCAUGAAACUGAGCAACAAGAACGCUAAGUGGAUCAAUGACAACCUCAGCUCCGUGUGGCCAGAAGUCAAAUUCGAAUGCCCAUUAGACUGGAAGCGUGAUGUCCCAGCACUCUUCAAGCGCGAGUGCAAGAAGCCAACCCCCAAAGACACUUCAAUCAACAAGGUCGAAGGCGCCGGCAAUCGAGAUUGGUGGCGUAUCAAGAUUGGCGUUCCGUACAGCAAAGAACUCUGCGGUAAACUCGAUGCGCUCCGCAAAGAAAUACCCGAUUUUCACCAUUUCAGCUGCAAGAAAGAUGGCUGCGGCCUGACGAAAAUCCACUUCGUUCUCGACCACUGGGAGAAGGAGACCAAGAUGGUCACCGAGGCUCUAACCAAAGUCUGGCCACAGGUCAAAUUCGAUAUUCCCAAGAACUAUGCAGAGAGCCAGAGGGUCAACAAAGGCAUCAAGAACAUCAAGCGUGGAUGUGAUGCUGCUCAAGAACCUAACACUCAAACUUGCGAAAUAGCCGGCAGCGGCUCAGAUACCCAAUGGCACAUCAAAAUCGGCGUCAAGCCCAACAAAGACACAUGCAAAGCUUUGAAAGGCUACAAAGACGGAGGCUUUCACGACUUCCACUGCGACGAUGAUGAAUGCCAUAACACAAAGCUCGACUUCAAAAUGGACCAUAAUCAAACAAACGCCAAAUUCAUCAACACACUCCUCGCAUUCACCUACCCCGAAGUCAAAGACGGCUACACGUGUCCACUCCAUGCAAAACGCGACGAAACAGGCACAAAACCGGAAAAGAGAGAAGCCUCCAUGCCAGAAGACUACAGAACCGACGACGAAAUCUGGGCAGAGUCCUGGAAAGAGGAGCCCGACGGAAAAUACUACCACUGCGAACGCGAAGACGACAACAAAAAAUAUCGCUAUGUCAUCGACCUUCCAAAACCCGAGGAUGAAUGUGACGUGCUCAUGAGAUUGGUGCAAGGCGCGCCAAAAGAUGUCACCAAAGUACGCUGCGAAAUGAAGCAAAGCGGCAGAACGACGGUCUACAUCGACAUGCGAUCUUUUGAUGACACAAAUGCCCUGGACUGGGUGACGAAAAUGCUGCGGACGAUGUUCAAGGAUGGACUGAAGGCAAAUGGAGGAGAUUACCACAAGUGUCCGAAAGCUGUCAUCGAGGAGACUGCACAGGGGGAAGGCGCGUCUCUGUGAGUGGCAAGCGUACCAGGGGCGUGUUGGCCAUGUUCGGACGCUAGGUCUGGUUGUGUACUCCAGGAACG
Messenger RNA from Cercospora beticola, 2140 nucleotides. RefSeq lists its product as uncharacterized. The record is from RefSeq and is a predicted model, not a curated record. Lineage: Eukaryota; Fungi; Ascomycota; Dothideomycetes; Mycosphaerellales; Mycosphaerellaceae.